ACAACAAGUUGCCGUUUGCACUAUCCUUGCUGUCCUUGCCACCCCUCUCACUGAUGUGCAGCACUUUGCGGUUGCACAGCUAAUGAAGUUACAACCGAAAAUCACUUUAAAUACAGUUUUUUGUGAACAUCGAAAAGUAGCCGCAUUGCAAAUUCAACGCCCACACUGAUCACAGUUUUUUGGCCUCGGCUGCAGAGCAAGAAAACAGAAAAUGACGGUACCAAAUCAAAGUGAGUACACGAAUAUAGAGUUGUCCACGCUCGAGAUAGCAAGCACCAAUAAGACAGAUACCAUUUACUCUAUCAAACCGGAUUUUAUAACGCAAUGGCGACAAAAGAAAGAGCGCGAAAAUAUUUGCAAAUCUAUAUUCAAUCGUUUUGUCGAGCACACCGAGUGUAAGCGCCUCUUAGAGGCCGCUCAGCUCUAUCAUCCUUUCAUUGGCGAGAACGGCGAGCUGAGCAUGUGGAACUCUGAUGGGGAAAUGGACAUGCUGAUGGCCUACAAUAAUCGUAGCCUGAACCAGAGCCUGUUGGAUGACUACACGAAUGCUACUACACACGAGCCAACGCCAUCGCAGGUUCUGCCACCUUUUGCGCUCUGGCAGAGCAUACUGAUCGCGUUGUGCUUGUCGAUCUGCAUCAUUCUAACGAUAGGCGGCAACGUGCUUGUGCUGCUCGCCUUCAUUGUGGAUCGAAAUAUUAGACAGCCGAGCAAUUAUUUUAUUGCUUCAUUGGCCGCAACGGAUGUGCUAAUUGGUUCGGUCUCAAUGCCCUUCUACACCAUAUACGUGCUAAUGGGCUACUGGGAUUUGGGUCCGCUGUUGUGUGAUCUUUGGUUGUCUGUCGACUACACAGUGUGUCUGGCAUCGCAGUAUACAGUGCUACUGAUAACCAUCGACCGUUAUUGUUCGGUAAAGAUCGCUGCCAAGUACCGUAGCUGGCGUACGAGAAAACGUGUAAUCUAUAUGGUCACCAUAACCUGGAUCAUACCAGCGCUUUUGUUUUUCAUAUCCAUAUUUGGCUGGGAGCAUUUUACGGGUAAACGUGACCUCUUACCGGGCCAGUGUGCUGUGCAAUUUCUCAAGGAUCCCGUUUUCAAUACAGCGCUUAUUAUUGGCUAUUACUGGACUACACUUGUGGUGUUGUUCGUGCUGUAUGGUGGUAUAUAUCGCACCGCUUACGAAAUGCAGAAACGUAGCGAGGCCAAACAGCGAAAAAUGCAAUCGAUGGUGGCGCUGAGUGCGGGCGCCAUGUCCGGCAUGGCGGGCCAUGCAGCAGGCAUAGGUGUCAUCGAAGAAAAGAUAUUGAAAACCCAGGUAGAGAUCGGCGGCAUAACGAGCAAGGAUGGUAGCAUUUGCAGUGGUGGUAUUAAGCGUGGAUCCGGCCAGAUGAACCCCAUGACGCAAGCAGAAGCCAUAAACGGCACAGUAGCCGAUGCCAUCAAUGAACAACGUCGCAUUUCCGAAUGCAAAACGGAAAACGGCAAGCGCGAUGGCAAUUCGGGUGAAACAGAAAAGAGUGAACGAUCGAGUAGCCCGGCCUUCGAUUCCGAUGAGGAAAGUUCUGUCAAUCAAACGCAGCAAUUGGCUAAUCAGCAAAAACUAGCAAAUCUGCGUAAGCGCUCUUCAAUUGGACUGGUGUUCGGCGCACAGGCGGCGUUGAUAGCUACGCGUAGUAAAGGUAAUUUAACACAGUGCUCCGCAAAUUCCAAAUCCAGUGAAACCAUGGCCACAACGGCCACCGCAACAUCCCCCAAUCCGACACGCAGUGGCGUUCUGGUGCGUACUCAAAGCAAAGAAGAAGUGAGCAUACAUUCAGCUGCGAGUGCCGACCGACCCAAACGUACCUCGUGCACAACCCUUACCCAAAUUGUUGAAACUGAGAGCCUACUUGAUGAACAACACCGUACUGCACACCCACCGCCACGCUCCCGUUCCAGCACGAUUGGCAAACUGCACGCUGAGUCGCCGCUCUCACCCGUGGAUAUUGCACCGAUCGAGGUGCCACGUGACCAGGUGCAGCAGUGCUUGGUUCAAGCUAUUCUCCCACCUCCAGAGCAAUUCCAAUGUCCCUCACCCUUUUCCGAGUAUUCGGAUAGACCGUUUGGUGACACCAGCAGUAUUAGUGAGCUCAACAUGACCUAUAACCUGCUAACCAAUUGCUCCGACUUGCGAUUUAUGGACGAAAGUUCUGUUAUGCUUGCAUCGCCUAUCGCCAACGACAGCGUAAACAGCACUCUGCGAAGAGGUACUGCCGCCUAUAUUGAUGCACAGCUCGGUUACGAUCGUGCCAAUCAAGUUGCCACCAAUCCUAAGUUGCUGCAGCAGGCGCUGCAAAAGGCUGCGGCUGCUCAGCAACAACAGCAAAAGUCCAAGACCAAAGCUGCACGCCGCACUUCCCCACCUGGAGCCAACAAUCCUCCCGCUCCACCCAAUGGUAACAAAAGUUCCACAACCGAAAACGAAAUAGAUUAUGUCGAAAUUGAGCAACAUCUUCUUGUUUCCUAUACAGGCAUGGAAGAUUUUGUCAAGAUGCGGCGAGAGAGUUGCAUAGAAGCUAUAAGCCUGCUUACUCUCAGCGAUCAAGCCAAGUUGGGCGAUGAUACGGCGAUCUCCAAAGAUAUACGACGCAGUUCGAGCCCACUGGAGACGCAUGCGCGACGCACAUCCACCACAACAGCUGCCGCAGCGCCCUCCGUAACCACCGUGACAAUGUCAAUGCAAAAUCAAGUAACGACAACCGUUACUACUGCUGCGCCACCAGCGCAGCUGGAAAAAAUCGAUGAACGCGAAACAUCCGAGGCGACUACAACCAUCAACAAAAACGGCGCGUACACGGAAAAAAAUUUAGGUGCCGAUUCCACGACGCCUGCGCCAGUGAGUCUCACACAAAAUGCAAACACUACCAGCACGGUAUUGGUGGCAGGCGCCGGCAUCAGCACGACCUGCGGCAGCAGUAGUAGCACUUCGAAUACCAACAACAAGCCAUCAAGUGUUAAAUCGCACACACAAGCCGGUGGUGAAGUAACCAGCCGAAAUUCAAGUAAACGAGACUUCAUACAAUCUAUAGGCAAGCAUUUCAAAAGUAAAAAGAAGUUGCCCAUAAUCAUCGGUGGUGGACGACAGAAAUCGAAAUCAGAGAAUCGAGCGCGCAAAGCGUUUCGUACGAUCUCCUUCAUACUCGGCUGUUUCGUGGCGUGUUGGACGCCAUACCAUGUGUUGGCGCUGGUGGAAGGCUUCUGUCGAAAUCCACCCUGCACAAAUGAGCAUCUCUAUAUGUUUUCGUACUUUCUCUGCUAUGCGAAUAGUCCGAUGAACCCAUUUUGCUAUGCGCUCGCGAAUCAGCAAUUCAAGAAGACUUUUACGCGCAUACUCAAAGGAGACUUUCAUAUGACAUAAGGGAAUUGUGGCAAGGAAAACGGGAGCCGGUAGGGUGUAUGGCCGGUAGGGGGUGGUGGGGGUGUUAGAAAGAAAUGCAGCUCUCUUAAAAUGCGUUUUCGAGUGACAAAGUGUAUGUAUGUAUUUAUGUGCUGUUUUUGAUUUUUCUUAGAGAUUACGAGUACUGAAAUAUAUUUGACGACCACGGUUUGGUGUGACACCUAAUGAGCCCUAGGAACUAUGCACCAGUUGCCGGGGCUGUCAGAUAUGUUGAAAUUUUUGUUUUGUAGAAAACGCUUUUAAAAGAGUUGCUCAUCUCAGUUUUCGUGCAAUUAUGAUACAAAAUUGUAGCGUGCUAGAGGUAUGAGCGAUCAGAGUUUAUGGUGCCAGAGAAAGGGUAUCAUGGAUUAGCAAGAAUGAUAGAAUACAAGAUU
Molecule: messenger RNA, 3810 nt
Organism: Rhagoletis pomonella (apple maggot)
Lineage: Eukaryota; Metazoa; Arthropoda; Insecta; Diptera; Tephritidae
Gene: mAChR-B
Exons: 3
Coding region: 212-3397 (1061 amino acids)
Biological process (GO): G protein-coupled receptor signaling pathway, coupled to cyclic nucleotide second messenger; chemical synaptic transmission; adenylate cyclase-inhibiting G protein-coupled acetylcholine receptor signaling pathway
Cellular component (GO): synapse; dendrite; membrane
Molecular function (GO): G protein-coupled acetylcholine receptor activity; G protein-coupled serotonin receptor activity
Source: RefSeq, a predicted model, not a curated record